AUGAAUACAUAAAAUAACAAAUGGGAAUUUAAAUAAAUUGUUACAAAAUCAAUAAUGGAAUUUGGUACUGAAAUUUGUUUCAUAAAAGAAAAUUAAUUUAUAUGUGUAAGUGAAAAUUAAGAUGGACAAGAUUAUAUUUGUUUUUUUGAAUUAUAGAAUCAGUAGUUUUAAGAAUAAUUUAACUAAUAAAUUAAAUUAAUAUUCAAUAAUUAAGAAUAUAAUGAACCUUUAUUCCCAAUUAUGUUCAAUUAAACAAAGAGAAUAAUAUUAUUAAGACAUAAAUUCAAUAUAUACAUACUCUCUCAACAAUUUCAUAAUACAUAUAGAAUUUCUACAAAAUUACAAUUUUAGCAUAAUAUAAUUUAAGGAUCUAUGACUAAUGAUGCUUAAUAUAUGGUUUUAUGGGAAAAGAGUAAUUCAUGUUACUUUAUAUAUAAAAUAAAGUAAAAUUAAUAUGGAUAAGUUUAAUAAAAUUGA
This is a messenger RNA of Paramecium primaurelia, 477 nucleotides long. The record is from the annotation of a GenBank genome assembly. Lineage: Eukaryota; Ciliophora; Oligohymenophorea; Peniculida; Parameciidae.